This is a messenger RNA of Cuculus canorus (common cuckoo), 2126 nucleotides long. RefSeq lists its product as uncharacterized. NCBI's taxonomy places the organism in Eukaryota, Metazoa, Chordata, Aves, Cuculiformes, Cuculidae. The record is from RefSeq and is a predicted model, not a curated record. The coding region runs from base 214 to 708 and encodes 164 amino acids. The transcript is spliced from 6 exons.
CCUAACAGGUCAUAACGGAACGCUGCCUUCCCCUGGACGUGCCCCGGCAACGGCCCCAGUGUCCGUAGAGACGGUGCUGGGGAGAGGUCGCCUCCUCCCCAGCAGCACUGCCCGGCACUGGGACCGCGCUUCUCAGCCUUCCUUGAGCUGCCUGGACGCUGUCCCAACUCCACGAGUGCGUAGCACGUGAAGAGCUCCCCUGGCCUCGGCACGAUGGGCCAGCUCAACAGCCGCUCCAGGGUCGAGCCUGACCCCACGCAGGAGAGCACGCGCAGCCCAGCGUCACCGGGGCCACUGCUCUGCCAGCGCGUGCGAGUGACCCAGGGCCCUUCCACAAGCACGAGGGACCUCCUCCUCUUCCGGGAUUCCUUAGUCAUUGCCAAGACCCGGCGGGGCACCAUCCUGCACACGAAGCUCUGCCUGCCCCUACACCAGCUGUGGGUGCUGAGCAGAGGGGCGUGGGCACCCGGGGAUGCUGCCCAAGAGGAGGAAGACAAGGCCACCAGAUCCCUCAUCCUCAGCUGGCCCUACGGAUUCUGUGUCAUCACUUUCCAGCCAUCAGAGGGAGUCGACGGAGCCUGCGUGACCCAGCUGUCCUCCUUCAACCUCCUGCUGCAGGACCUGAGGGGCCGCAAAGCUGAAACACAGCUGACCACCAGGAGCCUGCAGAGCUUCAUCAAGGACCAGGCAGUGGCUGGUCCUCCGUAGCAGGCACCUCCAGGCCCCUCUGGAAGCAAAGAUGGACGUGGAUACUCAGCUGGUAAGUUGGGAGAAGAUGAUUGUGGCAUGGCCCUUCUCUCCUACUCUUGCAGGAGGGCACUCACGCUGCACUGGGGCUGCUGCCUUUGCCACAGGGCACAUCCGUCCCCCUCCCUCUGCAGCGGGAUAGACCGGUGGAGCCCCAGACCCCCUCAUUCCCAAAAAACACCUCUCCCAGACACUCGGCAUUGGGUAAAACACAGAGAGCAUUUGGAGUGUUGACGGUGCACUUCUCCAUUGCUCUUUGCUCUCUUUGCCUUGGCAGCAGGUGGGACCGUCAGGAGAUGGAGAGGGCUGCACUGGCACUUGGCAUGGCAAGGGAUCUCAGCUGCUGCACAGGGGCCCGGGCUACCGGGCUCUGACAGCAGGGAGGGUCUCUCUGGCCCACUACCGGCGGGUCUUUGCACCCAGGACACAACACUGCCCCAGCCCAUUCAGGUAAGCAAGCAUGGCCAGAAAAUCCCCAACCCACCAGCUCCUGCAAAGCGGCCACAUCCCAAGCAACGAGAGACCGUGUGGGGCUUGGAGACAAAGCUGGCUCAUCUCCACUUCCCUCACCUCCAGGCCACCAUUCUCACCCACCCCGGGCACGGCAAAGGGUGCUUGACCCAUUCUCAGCCACCUAGCUGGAAACCAAUAGUUUAUUCUGUGCAGAUCACACAGCUGCUGGGUGUCCUCACACAACACUGGCAACUGCCUCGGCUGAGCUGAGCAAACCUAUCCAAGGGAUUUGCCUUUCAGAGCUAAGGUAACCAUUGGGCACGUAGGCCCUUGCCACCUGUUAACUUCCACAUUUCCAUUGCAGGUGCCUCCAGUCGCUCCUGAGAACCAACUCCUAAAGAGCUCCUCUCCUGGGGAGAGAAGAUAACAAGAGCUAACUUGCAUUAAGAGCAGAACUGGUUCACGUUGACUAUGCCUUUAUCUGUCUUAACAACGCUCUUGAAUGCAAAGCCUGCCAGGCUCCUCACAAGGCAACAGAAAGCAAAAAGCAGCCCGUGAAGAGGGGAGCGAUAGGCAAGCAGGCACCAAGAGGAGAAGGCUGGAAACAGCUCCAAGGACGGGCACCAGAGCCUGGGGGAACUCAGGGGAAUGCAGCCCUGAACUGCAGCCUAAAGGGAAAUGCUGCAGAAAUCACAAAGCACCCAUCCAUGGGGUGAAGCCCCCUUCCCACCAGCAGAGCUGAAGCGGACGAAAGAGACCGAAACCAUAUGAUCCUAAUUUCCCUUCAGAUAGAACUGUAUAUAGAGCUGAUAUCCUUGGAUGCUUCAAACUGCCCUUUUCCCUUCUAGCUCACAAAACUCAAUAAGCCCAUACCCUGCAAUUCCCACAACCCUGUAUUACUAUCUCUUUCCAAAAUAAACUGUCGU